Messenger RNA from Lineus longissimus, 2488 nucleotides. RefSeq lists its product as uncharacterized. Bases 217 to 2103 code for a protein of 628 amino acids. Lineage: Eukaryota; Metazoa; Nemertea; Pilidiophora; Heteronemertea; Lineidae. Gene Ontology annotation, biological process: signal transduction. The record is from RefSeq and is a predicted model, not a curated record. Gene Ontology annotation, molecular function: protein binding. The transcript has 7 exons.
UCGAUCUGCAUGGAGAUUGCCUGGUUGUAAAUAAGCCAUUCUGUUUGUUCGUGCAACUCGGGAGAAGAAAUACUGCUGUCCUAUUGAUGUUUGUUGGCAAGUUGAAGGAUAACCUACGUCUUUGGGUGAUUAUAUUUGAAGAAUGACCUCCGUAAUGAAGUCCACCGAGACAUAAGAACUACUGAUUUAGUGAAACAAAAGGAAGAAGGACUGUGAAUGCGGAUGUCUCGCAGGAUUUAUGACACAAACAGGGAUGUACCGUUCAGGUACCUUCCCAGGCCAACCUUCGACGAGUGUGCUCGCCUCCUCAAUCCAAAAACCACCAAGUACAGUUGGCAGGAAUUGGCGCAAAAACUAAAAGUCCCCCCAGAAGAUAUAUCGUUUAUUGGAUCCCCUGGCGUUACCAACGCGGAUCUACCACCAGCUGCCCUCACUCUUCAGUGGUUCCAGUACGGUGGGUUCAGAGAAAAUGGAAAGUUACCCAAGAACUACAAGGAGAAGGGUGGGACCCUGGCCAUCAUCAUUGAGAAGCUCGGAGAAUUCCCGAGAACUGAUGUCAUACAGUUGUUAGAGGAUGAGACAAUUCUCAGAGUCAUGCACGAUGAGUUCAACAAGGAUAAGGACAGGGACAGUGAUGACAAUGAACGAAAGGCACCGGUAGAAGACUCCGACCCUGUAGAUGGGUUUCUCAGGGGAACUACGGCAAACACAGACGACAAUCAAGGUGACUCGGACAAUGUGAAUAUUACGAUACACAGUGCUAAUAUUACCAUCGAUGGAACGGCACAAUUAAUAAUUAAUGUAAGCAAUGAAAAUGAUAGUGUUAGAGGACUUGCAAAUGACAAUGGGGAAACAUGGGAAAAAUGGGCUCGCCGAACUCAAGAACAGAAGGUUGUUGCCAGCAGAUUUGGUGGGAGCGACACCUCGGGUAGUGGGACCCCAUCUCCAGGAGAGUCUCCACCCUCAAACGGCGCGAGGCCAAAGGACCGAAGAGGAGGCAAAUCUAGGAGACCAUCCUGUGGGUCACCUGGACAGAGUGGCCCCAUUAACGGAAAUAAUCAUGAAUUGAGGCCAUGUCGGCAUAUGUUAGAUGCUUCGUCGCCAGACGCCUCACCGCCAAGAAACGGAGACACAAAAGAUGGAGGAGAAUUGGACUUGAAGAAAGGGUCUCUACGCCAGGAUGGACAACAAAGAUCGAACAGACAUUCCAAGUCGUUCAACCGUCAGGUUAGCAACACUUCAGUCAGCAGUUGCGAAAUGUUGCUCCCUGAAUCGCUGCCUCUCAAUGGCCCUAUCACAGACACUGACAGUGAAGCGAGCUCUCUGAACAGUGUAGAGCUUUUGGCGCUCACCGAGCAGCUACAGCCGCACACGGUACGGACCCCUCCGUGGGGUAUGAAGCAAUGCUCCUGCGUGUCAGGCAUGUGUAAACGUAAACAUGGCCCGAUGGUGGGUUCUAACCGACCUGUACAAUUGCAGACCCAAAGGAGUGAGUAUGGUACAUCGGGAACGAGAGGCAGGAACAACUCGGAGCCGAAUGUUCUCCAGAAUAUUGAUGGCCCCGUCCUCCUCCUAUGCGACACAACCUUGAUGAAACAAGAAACCUCCCGAGCUGUCUUGACUACCAUUGGCGGAGCUAUACGCAACCGCUUCAAAACAACUGAUGGCUCAGAUCCGGUCCAGUUUAGCUUGUGGGGUGCGGCGCGAUGCCGGUAUUCUAAGGAUGGGAAUAUUCGUCAGGAAAUAGCCCUGUCAUUAGAGAAGAGCGCCUUGAUUGUGAUAUUCGCCAAUAGGCAGUACCUGAAGGCAAUCGCGGCAGUGGAAAACGACAACUUCGUCCCAAAAGUGGAUGAAGAAAAGACGAAGUGUAACGUGCAUUACAUCUAUCAUCUGAUGCGAACAAACCAUCAGCAGCAGUUGAGUAUGAAUAAGAUGGUUAUAUUUUGUCAAGGAGACCAGAAAAAGGCUCUGCCACCUUGGCUCAUGAAUUCCCACAUUGUGGCGCCCUGGCCAGUAAGUAUUGACGAUGUAACGAACGUACUGCUUCAAGUCUUUCCUCCACAGGCCAGGCUGAUAUCAAGGGCGCUUUCAUACUCUUCAUAGACUCAAUGCCCGAAAGACAUGCGAGAAGACUGUCAGGAUGCAGUUCAGCGCAUAGGACCUACAAUACGCAAACAUCGCCAAAUAAAAUAUAAGCUAGAGAAGAGAAGUGAUUGCGUCCGUCAUUGAACAUUUCCGGAGCCAUUGCUAAAUCUCGGGUGUUCUUCUGGUACAUUUAACCAAGAAUUCUUAAAGACUUUAUGAAUUCUCAUUUGGCAUCUUUUGGCAAGCGACAAUACUUCAUUCUGACAACACUAAAAGUACACGUGCUAUGUUGUAUACAGAUUACAUGUAAAUAAUUAUAUAUAUGUAUUUAGCAUUCGGAUGGAAUGUGAAAGAAGUUCUAAAAACUGUAAAAAUCACUAUGUAAAGAUGAUUAUACAUAAUA